Molecule: messenger RNA, 1129 nt
Organism: Phragmites australis (common reed)
Lineage: Eukaryota; Viridiplantae; Streptophyta; Magnoliopsida; Poales; Poaceae
Exons: 5
Coding region: 275-916 (213 amino acids)
Biological process (GO): proteasome regulatory particle assembly
Cellular component (GO): nucleus; cytoplasm
Molecular function (GO): protein binding
Source: RefSeq, a predicted model, not a curated record
ACGGGAGGGUUCUAGAAGAGCCGGCGCGGCGCGGAAUUCUGGAGCUCGAGCCGCCUCUGCCGUCACGGUUCUAGAAGAGACGGGAGGGUUCUAGAAGAGAUCGGGCACCGUCCGAUCUCCGUCGUUGAUCUCAGAUCGAACAGUGCACAACCGUUCGACCGAACCGCCUUGGACUUUGGACACGAGUUCAGAGGCAGGGUGGAGCACGACUCGCAAACCCCGUCCCCUUCCUUGCGCCGCUGCAGACGAGAGAGAGAGAGAGAGAGAGAGAGACAUGGUGGCGCCGAACUUGAAGGCGGAGACGAUGGGACUGAUAGACCGGCGGGAGGCGCUGGAGGCGGAGAUGGACGCCAUCAUCGCCCGCCUCACCGCGCCCGGCGGGCCGGGCAUCACCGGCGGCCUCGUCGACGCCGAGGGUUUCCCCAGGUCCGACAUCGACAUCCCGAACGUCCUCGCCCAGCGCCGGAGGCUCUCUGAAUUGCGAAAUGAUCACACGGAUAUUACUAACAAAAUUGAUAAGAAUCUGGAGGUUUUACACUCAGCAAAGUUGUCAAGGAAUGAGCAAUCAACCUCAAGUAGGUCUGGUACAACAGCUUCAUCGCACAAUGGGUUAUCUCAAAGUGAACCUAUGGAAGAGGAUCCGGUGACCAGACUUCCUUUUGCCAUGAUUGAUGAAAUCGCAGAUGGUUCUCCUGCAGCUGCAGAUGGUUUGCAACUUGGAGAUGAGAUAGUAAAGUUUGGAAAUGUUGAAGCUGGUGACAGAUUACAAGAAAGGCUCGUCUCUGAAGCUCUUUCCAAUGAGGACAGUCAAGUAUCUUUAGUCAUCAUUCGUCAGGGAUCAGCAAUGGAUAUAACAGUUACACCAAGAAAAUGGCAUGGAAGAGGACUUCUGGGAUGCCAUUUCCGAAUCCUAUGAAGGUCUUAUAUUCUUAAGGAGGAUGAGAUGGUCCAUGUUUGCACCUGUUGAAACAGCUCUAGCAGAAGUGACAUUUCAGCACCGAAAUUAAAUUAACUGAAUGUGUGCACAUAUUAAAAAAACUUUAUUGUGUUUACUUAUUCUACCUGUGGCAGCAUUUGAAAUACACCAGGUAUACCAUGUUAACUUAGUUGAGAAUUGGGAUUUUGGCUU